UCGCCGGUAUGCACGAGCUUCGACAACAAAAUCUGAAGACGGUGAAAGAUAACAUAUUAACUGAACGUUUUUCUUUGUGACACUUUUGGGGAUUAUUACGCGAAUGAAAUUAACGCUGGGCGACCACAAAAUAUGUGGAAACACCGAUGUAAUACUAGUGACAGUGAUCAGCAGCACUGACGAGGGUGGUAGCAUAUUUCAGGCUACUCAUUCAUGCCCCGUCUCUCUCGGUUGUCGUACUGUGUGAGGCUCGCCAUGGAGAGCUCUUGUCCCACCUUUGUUUACAGUAACGCCGAUUACAAUAAUCACGUGUCUCGAUUAAGAGAAAGUGAUCAACCUCCAGAUCUGUCCAAAUUCGACAUGAGGCUGAGAUCAGCCUGGGUGGAACGAAUGCAGCGUGGACUCUUCCGGUAUCACCUGGGCCACUUAGAAACACGAAUUCUUCCUGGCCAUGCUCGUCUGGUCGCCCAGUUAAAUGUCGAGAGGGGACAACAGAGACGCAAACCUCAAGAGAUCUUGAGUAUCAAACAGGAUUUUGACCCCAAAUUGUUCAAUUUCAACAAAGCAAAUACCAAGGAAACUAUGUUCGAAUUGCGUAAACACGAAGUGCCAGAAGCAAUCCAUGAAGAUGGAUUAAUCAAAGCCUGCAGAAUGGUAAUAAACGUCAGCCCUCUGGAGUUUGGACACAGCCUCAUAGUUCCAGAACCAAACCAGUGCCACCCCCAGGUACUGACACCUCAUUCCAUUCAAGUGGGGAUCGAAUGUGUCCUCCUAAGCUCAGACCCAGGCCUUCGAGUUGGAUUCAACAGCCUGGGGGCAUUUGCUUCCGUCAAUCACCUCCACUUGCACGCAUACUACCUGAAACAUGAGUUGGCCGUGGAAAGCGCCCCCGCUGAGUCGGUGAUGACCGCGAGAGGCUUGCACUGUUUGAGCACUUUCCCAAGAGGCUUCUUAUUCUACACGGAAGGAGGAGAUCUACCCUCAGUUGUCAGUGCAAUUCAUACGCUUACAGACUUCUUGGUGAACCAUGAUAUUGCACAUAACCUGUUCCUAACGCGAGGGUCCCCGCCUGACGCAGAGGGCGCACAUGAUGCCAGAAGGUCAGGAGUGCGCAUCAUUGUGUGGCCCAGGUUGUCGUGCUUUGGGGCAAAGGAGGAGACUGCCUUUAAUGUGGCACUAUGCGAGCUCGCAGGCCACCUUCCUUUCAAGAACCGAGAGGACUACGAGACUACGACGGAAGAGAAAGUGCACAGCGUUAUCAAAAAAUAUACACUUUCUCCGGACAUGUUUGUUGACUUGCAGGCUCAGGUCACUUCUUAUUUAACUUUAUUAGAGUCGGGGACGAACCACUGCGAAUGAGUUGCCUAGUCUAUGCAAUUGUACAGUUUUUGCCAAAUGUUCCAAAGUUGCAACAUAUUUUAUGUUUUUGUGUGGUUACGGUUCAUUGCUUAGGCCUAUAGGCCACUGGAGAAAAGGCCCGUUACUCGGGAUUAAAUUAAAUAAAUGGUUAGUUGGUAGGCUACACUGUGUGCCAUGAUGUUUGUGUUAGCAGCUAUAUGUUUCAAGUUGUAUUGAUGUGCAUUUCAACAUGCAGGCUAUGGCAAUAAACGUUUAC
Sardina pilchardus (European sardine) is the source of this 1615-nucleotide messenger RNA. It is a transcript of the gene gdpgp1, whose product is annotated as GDP-D-glucose phosphorylase 1. Lineage: Eukaryota; Metazoa; Chordata; Actinopteri; Clupeiformes; Clupeidae. Gene Ontology annotation, biological process: glucose metabolic process. The record is from RefSeq and is a predicted model, not a curated record. The coding region runs from base 214 to 1359 and encodes 381 amino acids. Gene Ontology annotation, molecular function: GDP-D-glucose phosphorylase activity. Gene Ontology annotation, cellular component: cytoplasm. The transcript has a single exon.